ACUAAACCGGCGGAGACCAACCGGCAACCGUCCGACUUCCCGCUCACCGCGACCAUCAGAGGUUAUAUGAAGCGGCGGCGACGUGCGUUGGAGCUCAGUAGUUGUCUUGCGGCGGUGGUUGGAGGAGGGGCUGUAACGCAACGAUCUUGAAGACUGGUGACAGGGCGGGGAGUGAGGCGCGUGUCACCCACCACGGGCUAGGCUGACGUAAGGCACACGCCAGCCAUGAAGACCUUCCUGACGAUAGUGGCGUUGGCGGCGGUGGCGACGGCGAUCGAGAAUGAGGAUCCUCAACUUCGGCAACGCAGGAGCAUCGGGUCUUGGUUCGACGACUUCUUCGGCUGGGGCGACUCGGGCGAAUAUGACUCUGAGCCCAUCGUGGUUCCCGUGCCCUACCCGAGACACGUGCGGCACCUCCCAUCCUACGGCCCCCCGAUCGGCUCCUACGGGCCCCCGCCAAUCAAGACUUCCUAUGGUCCCCCUCCUCCGAUAGCAACCUCCUAUGGUCCUCCGAAGGGUUCCUACAUUCCUCCUCCUCCUCCUUCCAAGGGCUAUGGUCCUCCUCCUCUCUCCAAGGGUUAUGGACCUCCUCCUCCUCCUCCUUCUAAGGGUUAUGGUCCUCCUCCAAAGGCUACUUUCAUCCCUCCUCCUGAAGCCUCCUAUGCUCCCCCUUCCAAGGGCUAUGGUCCUCCCCCUCCUCCUCCAUUGACAUCCUAUGGUCCCCCUCCAAAAGCAUCAUACAUUCCCCCUCCUCCGUCCACCUCCUACGGCCCUCCACCAAUUCAUGAAAGUGGCAGAGGUCUACAGGGAGGCCACAUUGGAGGAGGCCACAUUGGAGGAGGCCAUAUCAAGGGAGGUGGUGGUGGAGGCCACAUUGGAGGAGGUGGUGGUGGAGGCCACUUUGGUGGAGGCCACAUCAAGGGAGGUGGUGGUGGAGGCCACAUUGGAGGAGGCCACAUUGGUGGAGGCCACAUAAAGGGAGGUGGUGGUGGAGGCCACAUAGGAGGAGGCCACAUUGGUGGAGGCCACAUCAAGGGAGGUGGUGGUGGAGGCCACAUAGGAGGAGGCCACAUUGGCGGAGGCCACAUCAAGGGAGGUGGCGGUGGAGGCCACAUUGGGGGAGGUGGCCAUGGAGGUCACGGGAAGGGAAUCCCUCACGGCUUUGGGCCCGUGAAGCACACCGACGUGGUCAGCGGCGGGGGCGGCAGCAGCUACUCUGCCCCGGCUGUUCAUCACGGUGGUGGAGAUUACAGUGGGCAGCUGCCACCGCUGCCACCCAUCCACAUUCACGGAGACUCCUUUGAAGACGACCACGGUCUGUACGGCCCACCUGUGGACACAUACCUGCCGCCAGGGGACCUGCACAAUGUCCCGACAGUGCCGCUGGUGCCAUCUCAGGCCAUCGACCUGGUACCUUCCGGCCCCCCCCUCCCCCUUGGACCCACGGUUCCUGACACCUCCAAUAAUUACCGAGCUCCUCCGUCCUUCCCGCCACCCAUGGCUGCCCAUGGGUCCUCAUCUUCUUCUUAUCUGGAUGGCUUUGAGCCCUCACAGCCAGUGCACGGUAGCCCUGCCGUACCCUCUGGACCAGUCCGUCCCCUCUAUGACCUCCCCUCAGGUGGCGGCCUGCAGGCCGUUGAUGAUUCAGGAGAAUUUUUCGACGAUGAUGUCCUCCCUCCAGCUCCGGUACAAGUCUUGCCUCCAGGGAUAGGCGACCUUGAGCUUAGUGGAAAGAAACGAAGUGUUGGUGAUAGCCUAGAGGUUAAAGGAGGUUCCUUGGAGUCUGGAGGUGCCUUGGGGUCUGGAGGUGCCUUAGGGUCUGGAGGUGCCUUGGGGUCUGGAGGUGCUGUGGGGUCUGGCCCUAAGUCUCUGACUUACGGGGCAGAGCUCGGCUACGAUGAUCCUAUCAUUGAGAUCGUGAUUGAAGAUGGGGACCCAAUACCAGCACCACCUCUGCCCAUAAUCGACCCCUCGCUCUAUGACAUACCAGACGAGCCUGUGGAAGUGUUCUUCAUUGAGUACGGUCCAGGCGACAACUUAGAUGACCUUCAUUCUCUGAAUCUGGACGGUGCAGCGCCUGCCAUCCUGCAUGAUCUGCCCCACGACCUGCCCCUCGAUGUGCGCGAACACCUCCUUGGCUCCGGUGUUCUCGACAAUGCUGAAAUCCAGGUGCUUGAUCUGGACGACGCCCUCCAAGCAGACGACCUGGACCGGGGUGCGCGAGAAGCCUUGGAGUCUUUGUACACCUCAGAGAGCCGUCAGUCUGUCAGUAAGGUAAAUGCCUCAGGCAAGAAGGACGUGGAGGUGAAGGUGCGCCGCCUCCUGGGGGACGGGACGCCCGCUGAGGUGGCUGAAAUUCUCACCAGCCUUGGGGACUUUCGCCAAGGACGCUUCGCUGGCCGUGUGAAAGCUAAUGAUGGAGAAUCUGAGAGGUUCAUUCCAGUUAGUGUGGACGGUGACCGCCUACCACUGCCAGACCACCCGGAGUUGCAGGGACGUGAAUUGGCGGGUGUCCUCGUCUUGGCAGAAGAUGAUUCUGGUGAAGGGAACAGCAAGGAGUCCAGCCCACCUGCCAACACUAGUGACCCUGUCGACAACUUGGUAACAGCAGGAACGGAGGAACUUGUUGUAAUACAGCCUUCACCACGAAUCGAGCCCCUGGACCGGGAAUGGCACGGGGACCCUGACGGCUGGCGUCCAGUCUGGAACUGAACUCAGCUCUCCUCCACCCUCCAUUCCAGCACCUCAUCCCUACCACCUCCAUCUGAGAGCUAAUUUCUCAGACCCAGGAGGCUGGCAGCUGACCUCUGAGUCAUCCACGGCGGAGAUGUAAGUGAGACAGGCCUUGCAGGGGGUUCAGUCGCUCGUGUGCCAGAGCCGGUCCUCUUGCUCUUGUUUCACUUAACUGUUAAUAGUAAGGGACUCGUGGCCUCAUCCCGCCCCUCACACACCAAGCCACUCAGGCCUGUCUCCACCUUACUCCCCACCUCUUUGUACAUAGCGUCGCCCGGUAGCUCGUGGUGGCAGCAAUAGCCAGGGUUAAGACCGUGUCAUAGCAAACAUAAGUCCCUUUCUUAGACCUGUUAAGUUUUGUUUUAUAUUUUUAUAUGUGUGUACGUAUGCAUGAUUGUGGUAAACUUUUUUCCCCUAAUUUCUCAGGACAAUGACUGAUAUGUGUGUGUGUGUGUGUGUGUGUGUGUGUGUGUGUGUGUGUGUGUGUGUGUUGGGAAACUUUCUGACAGCAACACUUAAUAUUAGUAUCUGUUAAACGAUAGAGAAAUAACACUUCAUGUUACUCACAGAGUGAUGUGCCUGUGAGUUGAGCUUAACACAUCUGUUAUUGUUAUCAUAUUUUCACCUGUUGUUAUUGUACAUCAUUGUUGUUAUUGACAUUGUGAGUUCUGUGAACGUAAGAUACCUAGGCCUACCUAUGCUUCAUACACUUCCUCUCCUGUUCUCUCCAUUUUUUAUUGUUGUUGGUUAUUCAUUGUUCUUUGACAAAAGUCGGCAACGAACUUCCCAUCAGUGAGUGGUGGUGAGCGUUGUGGUGCCGCCGCCCACACCGCCAGGGAUGGCUGGAGGGUCUGAGGGGCUGCUGAGUGCCUGCCAGAGUGAUUUGAACAGCAAAACAAUGGCACUGCAAUGUUCACCCUUUCAACUCAACCAUUUAUUAUAAAUUUGUUUCUUAUAAUAUCAUUAGUUGCACGCAUCUACACAUACUGUUCUAAAUUAUCUUGUAAUCAACUUGGAUAAAUCUCUGAGAAAAUAUUAUGUGUAUGUGAAUCUGCUGAUUUUAGUUGUUUUUUAUUAGAACAUUUUGUGGCAUUUUUUUUAUGACAACUACAAAAUUAUGUAAAUGCCCCUUCACAUGUCUGUUUUUGUCCACUAAACGUUGCUCAAGGAUUUCCACAACUUUCUGCCGGCAGAAUCAUGAAGUCAGUCACUCCAUUAUUAGUGUUUAACGGAGUCUAUGUGAAUGUAUUGUACAGUUAAGUUAAUAAAUUCUAUGAAAACAG
This is a messenger RNA of Eriocheir sinensis (Chinese mitten crab), 4016 nucleotides long. RefSeq names its product collagen alpha-2(I) chain-like. The record is from RefSeq and is a predicted model, not a curated record. The transcript has 2 exons. The coding region runs from base 226 to 2712 and encodes 828 amino acids. Lineage: Eukaryota; Metazoa; Arthropoda; Malacostraca; Decapoda; Varunidae.